UUCAUCCAGCACUUAGCUUAGCAGUUGCCACUUUGCCAGUUAGCACUUAGCAGUAAACACUACCAUACCUUCUGCAGUAUCCUUAUCUACUUCUGCAGUAUUCCUGAAUUGAAAUUUGAGUAUUCCACUUAGUUGCUGCUUCUUUCUUGAAAAUAAGGCCAUGUCCAAGAGAAAGGAUUAUAAAACAAAUAUUUUAAGAAAAAAUGAAAACAAAAGUCCCGAAAAAUAUAGAAAAAGGUCACAUCAUCAGCUUUUGUCUGAUGAAGGCCAAUCAUCUGAUGAAGAGAAGUUGACAAUCGAUUUCAAAAUGCCAACAGUGGUUCAGAAUGAAAAAACAUACGAAGAUUAUGGCAUUAUGAGUAACAGCAGUUCAGGUGAUGAGUCAGCACCCCAACCAGAUAACUAUGAAAUUCCUGCGGAUUCAGGGAAAGAUGAUAGCAUCUACAAGAAUUGUUCAUUUGAGUCUGAAAAUGAAUCUGCGGAUGAUUUUACAGGCGACCAACCAUCCUGUUCAAGUGAAACAUCAAUGCCAAAAAAGAAAUGCAGGAUAUUGGAUAUAAACUACGUAACAGAUCAACCCCUUUCAAGGGAGAAUAAGGGCCAUUUGCUCUUGGAAAAAAUGGGCUAUAAGCUUGGAGAUGGUUUGGGAAAGCAUGGACAAGGUAGAACAGAGCCAAUUGAAAUGUCAAACCAAAAGGGACGGCGAGGUUUGGGGCUUUCAAUUCAAGGUCUGGAACAGGCUAGAAUUGCCUGGGAUGAAAGCAUUGAGGUGGUUGAAGCAAAGGAAUCAUGCAGCUGGCUUUGUGGGAAUCACCUUGGUCCUUUAAAUGAAAAUAUAUUGUCAGACUGGAAAACAAUAGGACCCAAAGAUCUUUCUAUUGAGAAUAUGACUGAUUUUUGUGAUGAAGAAAUUCUUAAGAAAAUAUUAGAGGGGAAGACAAUUUUUGAUCACUUGUCAGAAGGUGAGCUGAUGAAAGCGAGGUCAAAGUGCAACCCUUUUGAGACUUUGAAAAAGGCGAUAUUUUUAAACAGAGCUGCUUUAAAAAUGGCGAACAUUGAUGCUGCCUUUGAUUUUAUGUUCACCUCUCCGACAUUUCCCAAUAAACAACCGAUGGUAGGGUCCAACGAGCUUCUUUAUUUUGCUGAUGUCUGUGCAGGCCCUGGUGGUUUUUCUGAGUACGUCCUAUGGAAAAAGAAUUGGCGGGCAAAGGGCAUUGGUUUUACCCUUAAGGGAGACAAUGACUUUGAUCUUUCUAAAUUUUAUGCAGGUUGCCCGCUAACAUUUGAGCCUUAUUAUGGUGUGAAAGGUGACGGAGAUAUAUACAAUCCUGGAAAUAUAACUAGCUUGACUGAAUUUGUCAUGGAUGUUACUGAUAAUAAAGGUGUCCAUUUUAUGAUGGCUGACGGAGGAUUCUCAGUGGAAGGCCAGGAAAAUAUCCAAGAGUUGCUGUCAAAACAGUUGUACCUUUGCCAAUGCCUUGUGGCUCUAAGCAUCGUCAGACCAUACGGCCACUUUGUUUGCAAAUUGUUUGAUUUGUUCUCACCGUUCAGUGCAGGGCUUGUCUAUUUGAUGUACAGAUCAUUUGAUAAGAUUUGCAUUUUUAAGCCUAACACCAGCCGACCUGCUAAUUCAGAAAGGUAUAUUGUAUGUAAACAUAAGAGGAAAGACUGUGGUCCUAUUAGGGAUUAUUUGUUCAAAUUGAACGAAGAACUGUUUGCAAUGGGUUCCAGAUCGGAAACUGAUAUAACACAUAUAGUUCCAAUGUUAGAAUUAACGUGUGAUAAACAAUUUUACAAUUACCUUACUGAAUCAAAUAAUAGUUUAGGUGAAAGGCAGGUAAUAAACCUGUUGAAAAUAAAAUCGUUCUGUCAAGAUCCCAACUUGAUAGAAAGAAGACAAAACAAAUUACGAACUGAAUGUCUAAAUCUCUGGAACAUACCGAACACCGUGAGAAGUACUAACAGAAUGACACCUGAAGAAAUAGCUUAUCAGAUUAUUGACAAUUACAGGGAACAUUUAAACUUUGAUUUUACAAAAUUAGUAGCGGAAAAUAUGGAAAAGUCCUUCAAAAACUUAUACGAUUGGCAGUGUUUUGCACUUGCAUCAGAAAAGGAGCAAACAUUUUAUAUAGGUGAUGGCAUUCUUGUUUAUGAAUGGAAUUUUAAAAGAAGAGAAUGGAAGCAAGUGACCAAAUGCGACAUCAGGUUAAAUCCUGGCACGUUGGUCUUUGGUGAAAUUAUCUAUGAAAUACAGGGAGAAUACAGAAAACAAAAACAGAUCAAGGCCCUCCACGUAAUUGAUGGAAUAAGUAUAGGCUUUGAAAAAAUUUCUUCUUUACCAUUCCAUAAAAGAUUAGCUGCAUUAAGAUUGUAUGAACAAGCAAUAAGAAAAAAGAAUGAACAGUGUAAUUUUAGAGUAAAAAUUCCUUUUCCGAUGGAAAAAGCUGAAGAUAUUUUUAAAAGAUUAACUGUAAGGAAUUCUCAUCUGUAUAAAAUACAGUUGCUUAUUGAGGAGAAGGAAUAUUGGUAUGAACCUCGGGCUGUUCUUUUUGUCAAUACAAUGAAAUGGCCGUGGAUCAGAAGUUUCAGCAAGACAUCUCAAUGUCACUACAAUUAUAAUAUUUGUACAACACAAUCUUUAUUUGAUUACGACUGCAGAGAGAAUGAAGUGUAUGGAAGUACGCUGGAUUGCCUCAAAAACACAUUGAUAUGGCAGUGGGAACAAGGAGUUGGUCUUAAGAAAGAAGGUCGUGUUGAGGGAGUUGUUCACAAAGAUGAUAUUAUUAAACAUAUAAACCAGCUUUUAAGACCAAAAAAAAAUUAAUUUACUAAAUAGUUAAGUGAAUUGUAUU
Messenger RNA from Cimex lectularius (bed bug), 2852 nucleotides. It is a transcript of the gene Cmtr1, whose product is annotated as cap-specific mRNA (nucleoside-2'-O-)-methyltransferase 1. Lineage: Eukaryota; Metazoa; Arthropoda; Insecta; Hemiptera; Cimicidae. Bases 161 to 2824 code for a protein of 887 amino acids. Gene Ontology annotation, molecular function: nucleic acid binding; methyltransferase cap1 activity. The transcript is spliced from 19 exons. Gene Ontology annotation, cellular component: nucleus; cytoplasm. The record is from RefSeq and is a predicted model, not a curated record. Gene Ontology annotation, biological process: 7-methylguanosine mRNA capping.